AGAGAGUUGAACCCAGAGUCACUUCACUGGUUAUUGUCGAGGAUAUCAGAAGCUGCAAAAAUGGUUGAGAAAUUUGUUGGGACGUGGAAGAUGAUUUCCAGCGAUAACUUUGAUGACUACAUGAAAGCAAUCGGUGUGGGAUUUGCGACCCGGCAGGUGGGGAAUCGCACCAAACCCAACUUGGUGGUGAGCGUGGACGAUCAAGGGUUUGUAUGCUUGAAGUCUCAGAGCACUUUCAAAACCACUGAGAUCAAGUUCAAGCUAAACGAGCCAUUCGAAGAGACGACCGCAGACGAUAGGAAGACCAGGACCGUGGUGACUCUGGAGAACGGGAAACUUGUGCAGAAACAGUGCUGGGAUGGCAAAGAGACAAAUAUCGAGAGGGAGAUCGAAGAUGGGAAAUUGGUAGCGAAAUGCAUUAUGGGUGAUGUGAUCGCAGUGAGGACAUACGUGAUGGAGGCAUGAUUGGCUCCCUUCAGCCCACUCGUUGGAUGCAUUGCUGGAUGACAGGCUCAGUUCAAUGAGCGUUAUACCAAACUAAAGUAAAGGCGUGUUCUUCUCUUACUACUCUUUAUCUUCACUGUUUUUACCAAAAUAAAUCCCUGUGCCUCUGUUCUCCAACAUGACGCAUUUGGUUUCAUUUGGAAUUGUUGUGGUGAUUUGAAUAAAAAUCAAUGAAAAUUUCUCAAAA
Notothenia coriiceps (black rockcod) is the source of this 691-nucleotide messenger RNA. NCBI's taxonomy places the organism in Eukaryota, Metazoa, Chordata, Actinopteri, Perciformes, Nototheniidae. The record is from RefSeq and is a predicted model, not a curated record.